Molecule: messenger RNA, 441 nt
Organism: Trypanosoma conorhini
Lineage: Eukaryota; Euglenozoa; Kinetoplastea; Trypanosomatida; Trypanosomatidae
Exons: 1
Coding region: 1-441 (146 amino acids)
Source: RefSeq, a predicted model, not a curated record
AUGCGCUCGCCCUCGUCGCCGUCGGCCGCGGCCGCGCCGCGGUACUACUACGAGGACGGCCGGGGGAAUAAGGUGUGGGUGCAGAACCUCUCGCUCGACUACGACGCCCUGCGUCCCUCGGGGGGCGGGUGGCGCGGCCGCCGGCAGGAGCGCAGUGCGACUCCCUGCGGUGCGCCCCGUCCGCCGCCGCCCGCCAGGGGCGUGUCUGCGCGGACGGAGUGGCGUCGGCAAACGCCCUCCCGCGGGGCCGACGCCCCUCCCACGCGGUGCACGUGCGACUGCCCGCUGCACUCCGCCCUUCCGCCGGGCGCCGGCGUGGCGUGGACGUUUCUCCCGGAGGCCUCCCUUGCGGGGGUGAUUCACACCGUCGAUGACGCCGAGUUCAUCCUGGCGAAGCUCCGCGGCGAGGAACGCCUUCUCCGCGGUGCGCACGUGUGGUGA